AUGUCCACCGUCGCUCUCGCCAACGCUGCGCCCGCGCCGAGCGUGGAGGAGGAGACGAAGCAAAGCCUCGUCGAGCAAACCAUGGGCGACGCGGCAGAGCGGCCGCCGCCGUCCAAGUCGGAGAACAUCUUCAUGCAGAUCGCCGUCCACCCGGAUGGCAGCAUCACGCGCCCCGUCGUCCCGUCCGUCCCGGCAUCUCUCGACGCGGCCGUCUCCAGCAGGGACGUGCCCCUGGACGCUUCCCUGGGCACGUACAUCCGGCUCUACCUCCCCAGCAGCCCCGUCGACCCGCCAUCCACCAAACUCCCCAUCAUCCUCUACUUCCACGGCGGCGGCUUCGUGAUUUUCUCCGCGGACACAGUCUUCUACCACGCCUCCUGCGAGGCCAUGGCGGCGGCCAUCCCUGCCAUCGUCGCCUCCGUGAACUACCGCCUGGCGCCCGAGCACCGGCUGCCCGCUGCUUACGACGACGGCGUGGCCGCCAUGCUGUGGCUCCGCGACGCGGCGCACGAGGACCCCUGGAUCGCCGCAUACGGCGACCUCGCCCGCUGCUUCGUCAUGGGCAGCAGCUCCGGCGGGAACCUGGCGUUCAACGCAGCAGUCCGGACCAAGGGCGUCGACCUGAGCCCCGCCGCCGUGCGGGGCGUCCUGCUGCACCAGCCCUACCUCGGCGGCGUGGAGCGCACGCCGUCGGAGGCCGCGUCGGAGGACGACUUCAUGCUGCCGCUGGAGGCCAACGACAAGCUCAUGGGCCUCGCGCUGCCCGUGGGCGCGGACCGUGACCACGAGUUCAGCAACCCGGCCAAGGCGAUGGCGCCCGAAGCCCUGGUCGGCCUGCCACGAUGCCUCGUGUCGGGGAGCGACGGCGACCCGCUGGUACACCGGCAGAGAGGGUUCGCCGCGUGGCUGCGGGACGGCGGCGUGGAGGUCGUCGCCAGGACGGACAGGGCCGGGUUCCACGCCGCUGAGCUCUUUGUUCCGGAGAAGGCCGAGGAGCUUUUCGCCGCGGUGCGAGAGUUCGUCCACGGCGGCGGCGAACCUUGAUACUCGCUUGCGCGUCGGACACCGAACUAGUUGACUCGAUCAUGUCAGUCAGUAUCGAGUUUGUGGAUUGAACUGAUGUAUCUUGUAAGCAAUAAUUCGCCAUUGUUCCUAGCGUGGUGCUGUGGGCUA
This is a messenger RNA of Lolium rigidum, 1173 nucleotides long. RefSeq names its product probable carboxylesterase 8. NCBI's taxonomy places the organism in Eukaryota, Viridiplantae, Streptophyta, Magnoliopsida, Poales, Poaceae. The record is from RefSeq and is a predicted model, not a curated record. The transcript has a single exon. Gene Ontology annotation, molecular function: hydrolase activity. Bases 1 to 1044 code for a protein of 347 amino acids.